Arvicanthis niloticus (Nile rat) is the source of this 1917-nucleotide messenger RNA. It is a transcript of the gene Sctr, whose product is annotated as secretin receptor. Gene Ontology annotation, molecular function: secretin receptor activity; peptide hormone binding; G protein-coupled peptide receptor activity. Gene Ontology annotation, cellular component: plasma membrane. Gene Ontology annotation, biological process: adenylate cyclase-modulating G protein-coupled receptor signaling pathway; cell surface receptor signaling pathway. NCBI's taxonomy places the organism in Eukaryota, Metazoa, Chordata, Mammalia, Rodentia, Muridae. The record is from RefSeq and is a predicted model, not a curated record.
CCUGCUAUUCCCAGCAGGGUGGAGUCGGGAGCAGCAUCCAGUCCUUAUCAAUAGGCACUGCAGGUUAGUUAACAGUCUUGCCACCUCCUCCAGGGAGCAGCAGUCCCUAGCCUGGCUGUGGAUCUAGUCGGAUCGGGUUGGUCCAGCCAUGGCUUCUCUGGGCUUGGGGGUCGCCCAGAGUCCUGGACGACGUACAGGACGCUGAGCGGGACACAGAGCCGGACACCCAGCUCCAAAGAGGCCAGAGCACAAAGGGGAACAACAGUGGGCGGAGCCUGCUCAGCACCAUGAGCCCCCGGCUGUCACUGCUGCUGAGGCUGCUGCUGCUCACCGGCGUAGCGCACACUGUUGGAGCUCUGCCCCGAUUGUGUGAUGUGCGGCGUGUGCUGCUACAGGAACAGGCCCAGUGCCUGCAGGAACUCUCCAGAGAGAAGGCGGCUCUGGGCCCGGAGCCGGUAUCAGCCAGUGUAUUCUCACCGUCUGCUUCUUCACACACACUUUAUCAAGGCUGUGAGGGGCUUUGGGACAACAUGAGCUGCUGGCCGUCCUCGGCACCGGCACAGACGGUGGAAGUGCAAUGUCCGAAGUUCCUUCAGAUGCUCUCGAGCAGAAAUGGGUCUCUGUUCCGGAACUGCACACAGGAUGGCUGGUCGGAAACCUUCCCCAGGCCUGACCUGGCCUGUGGGGUCAAUAUGAACGGCUCCUUUAAUGAGAGACGGCAUGCAUACUUGCUGAAGCUCAAGGUCAUGUACACUGUGGGCUACAGUUCCUCCCUGGCCAUGCUCCUGGUCGCCCUCAGCAUCCUGUGCUCUUUUCGGAGGCUGCACUGCACUCGCAACUACAUCCACAUGCACCUGUUCGUGUCCUUCAUCCUGCGUGCUCUGUCCAACUUCAUCAAGGACGCCGUACUUUUCCCCUCAGAUGACGUCAUCUACUGUGAUGCUCACAGGGUGGGCUGCAAGCUGGUCAUGAUCUUCUUCCAGUACUGCAUUAUGGCCAAUUAUGCAUGGCUGCUGGUGGAAGGCCUCUACCUUCACAUGAUCCUUGCCAUCUCCUUCUUCUCACAAAGGAAGUGCCUGCAGGCAUUUGUGCUCCUCGGAUGGGGUUCUCCAGGCAUUUUUGUUGCUUCGUGGGCUAUCACCAGACACUUUCUAGAAAACACUGGAUGCUGGGACAUCAACUCCAACGCUUCCAUCUGGUGGGUCAUUCGAGGGCCCGUGAUUCUGUCCAUCCUGAUCAAUUUCAUCUUCUUCAUAAACAUUCUAAGAAUCCUGAUGAGAAAACUUAGAACUCAAGAAACAAGAGGAAAUGAAACAAACCAUUAUAAGCGCCUGGCCAAGUCCACCCUCCUGCUGAUCCCCCUCUUCGGCAUCCACUACAUUGUCUUCGCCUUCUCCCCAGAGGAUGCCAUGGAGGUCCAGCUGUUCUUUGAGUUGGCCCUGGGAUCCUUCCAGGGGCUGGUGGUAGCUGUCCUUUACUGCUUCCUCAAUGGUGAGGUGCAGCUGGAAAUUCAGAAAAAAUGGCGCCAAUGGCACCUCCAAGAGUUCCUGCUGCGCCCUGUGGCCUUCACCAACUCCUUCAGCAAUGCCACCAAUGGCCCCACCCACAGCACCAAGGCUGGCACCUCUGAGCAGAGCCGGAACAUCCCUGGAUCCAGUGUCAUCUGAGGCUGCAGCAAGGCACCAGAGGAGGAAGGGUUGGAUGUUUGGUAGGACGGACAUCUACCUGACAGCCAUUUUGUGCUGAGUGGCUGAACAGGCCUGUCCCUCAGGUCUGAGCUUUUUUGGAGACCAAGCAAGGGGAGACUGGCCAUCAUGGAGCAGGAAACAGGCCUGUGAUUUGGUCUUUCUUGUUCUUCUAAGAAGAGCAAUUCAGCAGCUCUGGAAGGGGCAGGAAAAUAAAAUGACAUCCAGAAAA